Molecule: messenger RNA, 1391 nt
Organism: Tachysurus vachellii
Lineage: Eukaryota; Metazoa; Chordata; Actinopteri; Siluriformes; Bagridae
Product: carbohydrate sulfotransferase 8-like
Exons: 4
Coding region: 75-1391 (438 amino acids)
Biological process (GO): carbohydrate biosynthetic process; proteoglycan biosynthetic process
Cellular component (GO): membrane
Molecular function (GO): sulfotransferase activity
Source: RefSeq, a predicted model, not a curated record
UCAUCGAUCCCGGACAGCGCGCGCACCAGCUCGAGCCCGCAGCCCGGCAUUCACACCUCGCAGUGUGUAGUGAGAUGCCGUGGUCAGACUGUAAAGUUCUGGAGGCUGUUAAAGGAAGGUGGAGGUCAAGGCGAGGGUUCAUGCGUGGUUCACGGCUGAAGCUCACUUGCUCCUUCUGGUUUGUUGUGUUGUUCGGUGCUGGUGGUCUGAUACUCUUCAUCCACCUACAGGAUCUGUCAGAGAUGGUGCAGCAGCAGGGACCAGGGGUCAAUUUCAAUGGCUUGACAUGGCAGAUGAGAGAGGAGCUGUGUGCCCAACAUGACCGCAACAUCACAGGCAGAGUGGCUUCAGUUAAUUUGGAAAGACAGUCCAGACCUGACGAACCGAGUGAUGAUAACUAUGCCUCAAUGAUACAGUUUCCAGCUUUCAAUUGGACCAAACCAAAUCAAGCUUUUCAUCGUGUUACAAAACGCCACAGGAAACUUCUCAAGACCAACGCAGCAAUCCGGACGCUCUCCAACUCCUCGUCAUCAUCAGAGACUACACCCAAGAGUUGGCAGCACUUCUACCACAUGCAGAAAACUCGUCAUCAGCUGAUCAAGGAAGUCUGUGCGAAAUACCGGAGCAACAUCUCGCGAACAAUAACACCACACCAGGUGUCUCGCAUCUAUGUCGAGGACAGGCACAAGCUGCUGUACUGCGAAGUGCCCAAAGCAGGCUGUUCCAACUGGAAGCGAGUUCUGAUGGUGCUUGCUGGUGUUGCGUCCACCACACACAAGAUAAACCAUGACACCGUUCACUACGGCAACCACCUAACACGACUGGACAGCCUUGACCAGGAUGCGGUUUCUGAGCGCCUCCGUUCCUACACCAAGGUGCUGUUCAUUCGCGAGCCAAUGGAGCGUCUGGUUUCAGCAUUCAGGGACAAAUUUGAGAGCCCAAACUCAUACUAUCACCCUGUGUUUGGCAAACCCAUUAUCUCCAAGUACAGGGUGAAUGCAUCUAAAUCAGCACUUAGGACAGGAAGUGGUGUCACUUUUCAGGAGUUUAUCCGCUACUUGCUGGAUGUACACCGUCCCAUUGGCAUGGACAUCCACUGGGAGCCUGUAAGUCAGCUGUGUAGUCCAUGCCUGCUCGAUUACGAUUACAUUGGCAAAUUUGAGACCAUUGAGGAAGAAGCUAACUUCCUCUUACAGAGAGUGGGUGCUCCAAAAAACCUCACAUUCCCUACUUUCAAGGACAGAAACCCUGAAGCCGCGAGGACUACCACGCACAUCACACAGCGUUACUUCACACAGCUCAGUGCUUCAGACAGGCAGAGAGUAUAUGACUUUUACUAUAUGGACUAUCUAAUGUUUAACUACUCCAAACCUUUUCAUGAUGUGUACUGA